CGACCUCCACAGCCAGACCUCGGCAACUCCUCGUCCCCUCGGUCGCAGCAGCAGAGGUCCGCGGCAGUCUCCCUUAGAACCGCACGUUUCGUCUUAUUACACUUGUCUGUCUUAUAGCGGCGGUUCCAACUCAUUUCGCGAGCGUCUACUUUAUAGACUUUGUCUUUCUAAGCAUCAUCAACCUCUCGCUUUUCGCGACACUAGCACAAUGGGUUUCAACACUGCAUUAACCAGAGCGCUGGGGAUCAAGAGUAAAGCCACCCUUUCAUCAUACCAGCAAAUACUGACCAGCCUAGUUCCUGUCGUUCAGGGUGGCAUGCAAUGGGUGGGAUACGCUGAGCUCGCAGCAGCCGUCAGCAAUGCCGGUGGUCUUGGAAUUGUACGUUGUGCAGCCUUCAUGAACACAUGGCAAUCUCCAGCGAGCAAAGACUGACUUACCCCAGCUCACUGCCCUCACCCAACCAACUCCCGAAGACUUGCGCAAGGAAAUUCGCAAAUGUCGCUCCAUGACGAAGAACCCCUUUGGCGUUAACCUGACCCUCCUACCCGCCCUAGUGCCCCCCGACUACGGUGCCUACGCACAAGUGAUAAUCGACGAGGGGAUCAAGAUCGUUGAAACAGCAGGCAACAACCCUGGUCCUGUCAUCCGGCAACUCAAGGCCGCAAACAUCACAAUCCUGCACAAAUGCACGACAAUCCGACACGCCAAGUCGGCUGUUAAGCUGGGUGUUGAUUUCCUAUCAAUCGAUGGUUUUGAAUGUGCAGGGCACGUGGGCGAGCACGAUAUCACGAACUUCAUCCUUCUUAACCGUGCGAGACAGGAUCUCGGCGUGCCGUUCAUCGCCUCUGGCGGGUUCGCAGACGGGUAUGGGCUGGCCGCGGCGCUGGCGCUCGGUGCAGAGGGAAUCAACAUGGGGACGCGGUUCAUGUGUACAGUCGAGGCGCCGAUUCAUCAAAAGGUGAAGCAGGCGAUCGUAGAUGCCGAGGAGACGGACACGGCCCUUGUGAUGCGGCGGUGGAAGAACACGACGCGGCUGUUUUCGAAUGAAGUGACCAAGCAGGCGCUCAAGGUUGAGAAGGAGAGCAAGACCGGGGAGUUUGCGGAGAUUGCGCCGUUUGUUAGUGGGAAGAGGGGGAGGGAGGUGUUCUUGAACGGUGAUGUCAACUUUGGGGUCUGGACAGCCGGCCAGGUCAUCGGCCUCAUCCACGAUAUUCCCACGUGCGCCGAGUUGCUUUCUCGGAUUGAGAAGGAGGCGGACGAGGCUCUGAACCGGUCGAGGUCGUUGUACACGGCAACGCCGCAGAGCAAGCUUUGA
Aspergillus nidulans FGSC A4 is the source of this 1316-nucleotide messenger RNA. Its product is annotated as NAD(P)H-dependent flavin oxidoreductase. The transcript has 2 exons. The record is from RefSeq and is a predicted model, not a curated record. Bases 507 to 1316 code for a protein of 269 amino acids. Lineage: Eukaryota; Fungi; Ascomycota; Eurotiomycetes; Eurotiales; Aspergillaceae. Gene Ontology annotation, molecular function: nitronate monooxygenase activity.